This is a messenger RNA of Triticum urartu, 4663 nucleotides long. NCBI's taxonomy places the organism in Eukaryota, Viridiplantae, Streptophyta, Magnoliopsida, Poales, Poaceae. The record is from RefSeq and is a predicted model, not a curated record.
GCAGCGGUCGCUGCCCGUAAAAGGAAAAAGUAUGCCCCCUAGCUCUAGGCCAACCGCGGCCGUAGAAGAGAGCAAAUGAAAUGCCCUGCCCCUGCCCCUGCCCGCCUAUCCACCGGACCAGAUCGGCUGCCGCGGCGGCGACGAUGACGACGGCGACACGCGCGCACACAUGGAUUCCUGCCUAGGCAGCAGGGGCCCUCCCAUUCUCAACUCGGAGAUGAAAAUGGAGAAUAUAUCGGGCCGCCGCAGCUGUCUUCUCCUACGUAGUUCGUCCGUUUCACCAACAGUGCCGUCUAGCUGUUCGAUGUUAUUCCUCCCUGGCCCGGCUUUUUCCGCUUUCCGGCCCACGGAUGGGAUGCCCGCGAGGCAUGCAUCAACUUUUCGCCGGUGCCAAUACGUGCACCGUUCGUAUGCACUGGCAUGUUACACCACCAUGCCAUCGUCCGAGUGUUUCCACAAAGAAAAAGAAGGGGAGACGGAAGAAGAUUAUUAUGCUUGGGUCGGUUCCCAUGUUCCGUAAGAUUUGAGCUAGUGCGCUGCUUGUUCAGAAUUCAGAUUAACAGCAAAUGGCCGCGGAAAGAAACACGGGAAAUUCCCACGGAAUCUCGUGCUGCAUAUCAUGUUGCCUACUUUUCAUUUUUUGCAAAUAGCCUCACAUUGCAACAUGGUAUGAAGUUGUAGCAUAUCAUGUCGAAACCUUUUUCUUUUUAGGGAGAGAAGCCAUACCAGAAACUCAAGAGAUAAAAUUCCGUCCCCCUUUGCUUUCGAAUAUGUCAGGAGGUAAUGGAGCUGUGCACACACGCACAGCACAGUUUCUUCCAUGUUAAGAAAAGCACACGAUAUAUUUAUUAUUUCAUACACAUAUCAUCGUCAUAUUCUGUCUGGUCCCUUUUGCCAAUCCAGUGCACCCAGACAAACAAUUUGCUGCAACAAGAAAUGAAGCUUGUAAUGGCAGCUUUCUGUCUGUAGAUUAAACUCGUGGAAUGCUGACAACAUGUGGCGCCAAAAGGGAACAUAGAGUGGCUGCAGCCAUGGACAGAAUAAUAUCCCUUCUUUUUUUUUUGAAACUUUGUUACACGUACUCACGUGAAAGCUUGAUUUAAAGUUAAAAGUAUUAUGUUUGUAGCUUUUGAUCUCAUAUUCUAUUUUCACUCCAUAUGCAAGUACAUUUGUCAAACAACGACUUAUGUUCCAGAUUAUUCAAGAUUCGUCAUAGGACAAGUUCUGCACUAAAAAUUUCAAUACCCUUUUCCUUCCAAAAACGCUUUCAAAAGCCUCAAAGUGUAAACAUUGAUUCACUAGUACGAAUUUAUAAAAAAUAAUAAACCAACAAAUUUAACUAGUAAAAGACAGUACAGAACGGGCUACUCAAGAAUUUCAGGUGAGAUCGUGGCGAUUGCAACUCACUGGAGGCUUUUGAGCAUUUAGAUGGCAUUAUUCUUUACUGGGAAAGUGGUGGCCUCAAAUGUCUCUUUAUUUAUGCAUCAUUCCUUGUUGCAUUUUGGUCGCUGACUUUUGUUAAUUAGGACUUGAUGUGGACUCAGUUCAAACAGUAAUUCAUUGUUCUUUACCUUGUUUAAUUUAGUGGGAGGUGAUCAACUAGGAGACCGUACCUAACGACAUUCGCUGCUUGUGGGAAAGAAAUUCAGAAUUUAUAAAUAUUCCCUGCGAGAAAUAUUCCAGAACCCGACAAUAGCAGAGUUUGUUACGUAAAGCUGACCUCAAAGGGGGGAAAAUGACGCUGCUGAGGAAUAUUCCGGCCGAUCGGUGGUGUAAAUGUGAUGAGAUUUUAUAACGGAGAUGUAAUUACCACGGAGGAAAAGCAGCAAAAGUUCAAAAAUUCUUGGACACGGAUUCUUGUAGUUCCUCUCAAUGCACAAUUUUACAGAAUCAAUACCUUCACUGUCCAUACCUCAAAGAUAUUUCUGGAAUCUUCCUUGCUGCAGUCUGCAGAAUUCUACACUGUAUCUGCCAAGCAAAUGAGGCAGUACCACUUGCCAUAUCUGAACCUCUUGAGCUUCAGUUCCGCGUCUAAUUGCGCCUUAAUUUUUUUACUGAAAAUAAUGAUAAUUCAUGUGCCACCGUGCAUUUACAAUAGUAGGAAAAUGCCUGCUGCAAAAAAAAAAGCUGCUGUGUGUUUCAUUUUUGUGCUAAAUUUAGUAUUUUCUCCAGAAGCCUCUUUAUGCUUAUCACCUGUCAUUAUGAUCUCUAGAGUUUCAGUUCCGUGCUGAAUGGCGCCUGAAAUUCUAGUGAAAAUACUUUAUUUUCAGAGUUUCGGUCCAGUGCUGAACUGCGUUGUGAAUUCUACUCUGCAUACUUUAUUUCUUGAGUUCAAACUGCGCUUUAAACUGAAAAUACUGAUAUUUACUCUGUGACUGUUUUUCUUCCGGUACAGUGUUGAAUAGCACCUUAGAUUCUACUAAAAAGGCUGACUUUUUAGUUUCAGUUCCGUGUCCUAAAUUGUACUGAAAAUACUGAUAUAUUUUUAACUCAGCUUUAAACACCAGUGAAAAUACCAAUAGUUCUCUGAUAGAGAAAAGAAAAGAAAAUACCAAUAGUUUCCGUGUCGCCGUGCAAUAAUAAUAGUACCAAUAGUUGCGUUGGUGCUUUUGAUCGCAGUUUUAUAAUGAUAAUGCAAGAAACGACUAGCCUGUCGUGCAAGAAUAGGUGCCAAAUGUUUAGCCUUUUCCUGCAAAAUAUGGGGGUUUCUCUCAGAAGAAUCUUGCUUUAGCACUGAGAGUGUGAGACAUUAAUCGCCUUUAGUUUUCGUGUAUUUUCUUGGGGGAAAGAAAAGAAAGAAGUGUUUAUGCUUAUUCCUCGUUAUUUGCACUGAUGUUAUACAUAUAUAAUCUCUGUGGAGUUGUGAUGCCAAACCAGUGGACAUUACAACGCCUUGUCAAGAUAAAAAAAAUUUGGUUAGGAAUUGGCAAAAAGGGUCCUAAGUAUUGUUUCUAUAUAUACCUGGGUUCCCUCUCCACUGCCAAGAAAAUAUAUUCUGCUGUAACCUGGGCCAUAGGGAUUACUAUUACGUACGCCCAUGUUUGUAUAUUUUGGAGCAGUAGAAAAACUGCAACAGGAAGUUAGGGCUCCUUUGAUUCAAAGGAUUUUCAUACUCCUAGGAAUUUUGGAGGAUUAGAAUCCUUAUGAGUCAAAACAUCUUUGAAAGAAUUCUUAUUUUUCCUAUGAUGCAAUCAAACGGCCAGGGAGUUUCCCCUUUUCGAAAAAAAAACAAAUCCUGUAGGAUUGAGAUCCUAUGUUUUUUUCUUUCUAUUCCCGUGUUUUCAGAAUCCUGCGAACGAAAGAGGCGAUUUCAUUUGGGUGGCUCUGGAGCCGAGCGCCGUGCGUUUGGCGCUGAGCGAGAGGAAAGAGGAGCGCGUGGAGCUGACUCGCCCGUGCGUCAUGUGGCGGGCCCAACGAAUUGGAAGCCGACGGCAAGCGGGCGUUGGGUUGCCGUCCACGCGUCGGCCAUCCGGGGCGGGGCUCUCUAUAAAUACCUCUGCAUGCCUCCUUCAGUUAGCAUCCGGGCAAGAAUUAGCGCGCGCGCUCUCUCUUUUCUCUCUCUCACACACACCACCAGCAGAGGAGCUUAUAUCUGAUUGAUUGAUCGAUCCAUCACCGUGCGUGCGUGCGUACGUACGUGACCACCAUGAGCUCCUCCGGCGCCCGCGGUGUCCGUCGAGAGUACGGCCGGACCUAUGUGGUGAGGCCCAAGGGGAGGCACCUGGCCACCAUUGUCUGGCUCCACGGCAUAGGCGACAACGGAAACAGCUGGUCCCAGGUGCUGGGCAAUCUCCCGUUGGAUAAUGUCAAAUGGAUUUGCCCUACUGCGCCAACGCGGCCCGUAGCGGCCUUCGGUGGAUUCCCAUGUACUGCAUGGUUCGAUGUGGAGGAGACUUCGGUUGACGGCCCCGACGACGUCCAAGGGCUGGACGCAUCCGCCGCACACAUAGCAAACCUGCUAUCGUCCGAGCCCUCUGAUGUGAGGCUUGGGAUAGGCGGUUUCAGCAUGGGAGCCGCCACUGCGCUCCACUCUGCCGCAUGUUAUGCUCAUGGAAGGUUCUCAAACGGUGUUGCCUACCCUAUUACCCUCAGCGCUAUCAUUGGGUUGAGCGGCUGGCUUCCCUGCUCCAGGACCCUGAGGACCAAGAUUGAGAGCUCACAGACUGCUUUCAGGAGGGCUGCUGCCUUGCCGAUAAUGCUUGGCCAUGGAAGAGGCGACGAGGUAGUCAUGUACAGGAACGGCGAGAGGUCGUCCGAGUUUCUGCGGAAUUCGGGCUUUUCGUACCUGAAUUUCAAAGCCUACAACGGACUGGGCCAUCACACCAUCCCUGAGGAAAUGGACGAUGUCUCCAAGUGGCUCAGGGCAAGGCUCGGGCUUGAUCGCUCUUGCGGCUAAUUAAGUGGAGAAGCUUGUGCCUUGGUGGCUGACACAUGACAUGAGAGAAAUGUAUUGACACUAUAGAGGAGGAGAAGGUUGAUAUAUAUAGGUUAAUCAUAUGAAGAGAUCAGGACCGGCAUGUGUUGAUAUAUAACUCCUCACUACUGAAUUUCAUGUUACACUUAUAUUGUACUAGUAAGAGUUGUACCCCAGUUAUAUUGUUUGUUUUGAUUGAUCACACCAGUAAUUUAUGUCGAUAGCUUCUAAUAUAUGCUUGUGUUCUAC